Fukomys damarensis (Damara mole-rat) is the source of this 1391-nucleotide messenger RNA. RefSeq names its product cyclin G1 (gene Ccng1). The coding region runs from base 248 to 1132 and encodes 294 amino acids. Gene Ontology annotation, biological process: mitotic cell cycle phase transition; regulation of cyclin-dependent protein serine/threonine kinase activity. Gene Ontology annotation, molecular function: cyclin-dependent protein serine/threonine kinase regulator activity. NCBI's taxonomy places the organism in Eukaryota, Metazoa, Chordata, Mammalia, Rodentia, Bathyergidae. Gene Ontology annotation, cellular component: nucleus; cyclin-dependent protein kinase holoenzyme complex; cytoplasm. The record is from RefSeq and is a predicted model, not a curated record. The transcript has 6 exons.
CCCCAAUAUACCUUAUUACUUCGGAGACCAGGCGCAGCCACUUCGCCGCGGUCAGACAGGGAGGAGGGUGGCGUAGUCUACGGCGCUGCGGAGACCCUCACCCGGCACAAUUCUCCCUCCCCGGGCCUCUCCCCUUCUGCCCCCGAGUGUCCUCGCCUCCUAGGCCUCCCGUAUCCGAUACCUUGGGGCGAGGUGAGAGCAGGCCCGGGGAGGGUGGUCACGCAGAGGAGCCGCGGUCUCUACCAAGAUGAUAGAAGUCCUGACAACUGACUCCCAGAAACUGCUACACCAGCUGAAUACCCUGUUGGAACAGGAGGCUAGAUGUCAGCCAAAGGUCUGCGGCUUGAGACUAAUUGAAUCUGCACAUGAUAAUGGCCUUAGAAUGACUGCAAGACUGAGGGACUUUGAAGUGAAAGAUCUUCUUAGUCUAACCCAAUUCUUUGGCUUUGAUACGGAAACAUUUUCUCUAGCUGUGAAUAUACUGGACAGAUUCCUGUCAAAAAUGAAGGUACAGCCGAAGCACCUUGGGUGUGUUGGACUGAGCUGCUUUUAUUUGGCUGUAAAAUCAAUAGAAGACGAAAGAAAUGUCCCAUUGGCAACUGAUUUGAUCCGAAUAAGUCAGUAUCGGUUCACGGUUUCAGACUUGAUGCGAAUGGAAAAGAUUGUAUUGGAGAAGGUGUGUUGGAAAGUCAAAGCUACCACUGCCUUUCAAUUUCUACAAAUCUAUUAUUCACUCAUUCAAGAGAACUUGCCAUUUGAAAGGAAAAAUAGCCUAAAUUUUGAAAGACUAGAAGCUCAGCUUAAGGCAUGUCACUGCAGGAUCAUGUUUUCUAAAGCAAAGCCUUCUGUGUUGGCUUUAUCUAUCAUUGCACUGGAGAUUCAAGCACAGAAGUGUGUAGAAUUAGCAGAAAGAGUAGAUUGUCUUCAGAAAUAUUCCAAGAUAAAUGGCAGAGAUCUGACCUUCUGGCAAGAGCUUGUAUCCAAGUGUUUAACUGAAUAUUCAUCAAACAAGUGUUCCAAACCGAACGUUCAGAAGUUGAAGUGGAUUGUUUCUGGGCGUACUGCACGGCAACUGAAGCAUAGUUACUAUAGAAUAACUCACCUUCCAACAAUUCCUGAAACGGUUUCUUAAUUGGUAAAUUUGUUUGUUAUUCCCUGUGUAGAGAAAAUUGUAUAAUUGUCUUGUACAACGGAAGCAUUGAAAUUGUAUCUUCAAAAUAAACCAAAUGGACUUGGAAUAGCAAAAGGGAAAAACUCGUAUCACCAAUCUAGUCAACUAACAUUUGAAAGUAUUCACUGUAUAUAAGGUAGAAGACCCUAAGGGCUGGGCAUGGUGGCACAUGGCUGUAAUCCUAGCACUUGGGAGGCUGAGGCAGAAGGAUCACCAUGAG